AUGGCUUCUUUUGCUCUGUUCCUCUUCACUCUCCUUGUCCUUUCAAGUUCUUUUUCCUCUGCAAAUGGUCAAAAGAACAACAGAACAGUGUUCUCACUUGCAAGCAGGAUUGGCAUCAACUACGGAAGACUAGGAAACAAUCUCCCUUCUCCUUACCAAUCAAUCAACCUCAUCAAAUCCAUCAAAGCCGGUCACGUCAAGCUCUACGACGCCGACCCAGAAACCCUAAAGCUUCUCUCUCAAACCAACCUCUACGUCACCAUCAUGGUCCCUAACAACCAGAUCAUCUCCAUCGGCGCCGAUCAAGCCGCCGCAGACAACUGGGUCAACACAAACGUCAUCCCUCACUACCCUCAAACCCAAAUCCGGUUCGUCCUCGUCGGAAACGAAAUCCUCAGCUACAGUUCCGAUCAAACCUGGUCGAAUCUCGUACCGGCGAUGCGUAAAAUCGUGACUUCUCUCAGAGCUAAAGGGAUCCACAACAUCAAAGUCGGGACACCUCUCGCCAUGGACAUUCUCCGGUCGAGUUUUCCUCCGUCGAGCGGAGCAUUCCGGGAAGAAAUCGUCUCUCCGGUGAUGUUACCGUUGCUGAAGUUUCUCAACGGGACAAACUCUUUCUUCUUCCUUGACGUUUACCCUUACUUCCCUUGGGCUGCCGAUCCGGUUAACAACAAAUUGGAUUUCGCUCUGUUCGAAUCGAAUUCCACUUAUACCGAUUCUCAAACCGGUUUGGUUUACACCAAUCUCUUGGACCAGAUGCUCGAUUCGGUUAUCUUCGCCAUGACCAAGCUCGGUUACCCCGACAUCCGUCUCGCCAUUUCCGAAACCGGGUGGCCUAACGCCGGUGAUAUCGAACAAAUCGGAGCCAAUGUUCUCAACGCAGCGACGUAUAACCGGAAUUUGAUCAAGAAGAUGACUGCUAACCCGCCACUCGGUACACCAGCCAGACGCGGUUCACCGAUACCGACGUUUUUGUUCUCGUUGUUCAAUGAAAACCAGAAACCCGGUUCGGGAACAGAGAGGCAUUGGGGGAUUUUGAAUCCUAACGGUACACAGAUAUACGAGAUCGAUUUCAGCGGGACAAGACCGGUUAACAAUUUCAGCACGUUGCCUAAACCGAGUAACAAUGUUCCGUUCAAAGGAGAUGUGUGGUGUGUGGCGGUCGACGGAGCUAGCGAGGAGGAGUUAGGGCAAGCGCUUAACUCUGCUUGCGGGAGAAGCAACGCCACGUGCGCAGCUUUGGCGCCGGGAAGAGAGUGUUAUGCGCCGGUUUCGGUUGCUUGGCAUGCAAGCUAUGCGUUUAGCUCCUACUGGGCUCAGUUCAGGAACCAAAGCUCUCAAUGCUACUUCAAUGGCUUGGCGCGUGAGACCACCACAAACCCUGGAAAUGAGGUUUGCAAAUUCCCUAGCGUUACCCUGUGA
Messenger RNA from Microthlaspi erraticum, 1422 nucleotides. The record is from the annotation of a GenBank genome assembly. NCBI's taxonomy places the organism in Eukaryota, Viridiplantae, Streptophyta, Magnoliopsida, Brassicales, Brassicaceae.